CUGGGUUGCUGGGUAUAUACCAGUAUCUAUCAGACUAUCAGUGGAUAGCAAAGAGCAAUUCCAAGGGAGUGCCAUCGGGGGCUUUGUAUGAACUUGUAACCAUUUUGCGAAUAAGUCUGAAGAAUGGGAUUGGCUUCUGUAAUCCACAAUGGUGUCCAAGCUCCCCUGAAACGCGACUCGGGGUUGCUUAAAAUUUGCUCAAAUUCACUACCAAUCAAAUACCCCAAAUGGGUUCGAGUUCAAUUCGCUCUCCGUCGCCCUCCGCACUUCUAUUCUGCAGGGUGUGGUCGUUUUCGGACGUAUUACUCACCAAUUGCGUGCUCCAGAGGAACUGAACAGGAGCAAGAAUCGUCUACCUCAGGUGAAAAUGUUAAUUAUGGAAUUAUAUAG
Messenger RNA from Ilex paraguariensis (yerba mate), 390 nucleotides. The record is from the annotation of a GenBank genome assembly. Lineage: Eukaryota; Viridiplantae; Streptophyta; Magnoliopsida; Aquifoliales; Aquifoliaceae.